GUGACUUGUGCCACUUCUGUGACAUGUGCGUUUUCAAGAAGGUUAUUGUAUACAAUACACGGUCGCGAUCCUUGAUUGACUAGAAUAAUAUUAUUUACGAAAUAAACAGUCCAUCCGCAACAUGAAGUUUGCGUACAAGUUCUCCAAUCUGCUGGGAACGAUUUACAAGAAAGGCAAUGUUAUCUUCACACCGGACGGAAACACGGUUGUCAGUCCUGUGGGCAACAAAAUCACCAUUUAUGACUUAAAAACCAACAAAGCAACGACACUGGCAUUGGAAAGUAAAUUCAACUACACAUCCAUCGAUAUCUCGCCGAACGGAUGUCUGUUGGUGGCGGUCAACGAGAAGGGAGCUGCCCAGAUGAUCAGUCUCGUGUCGAAUACAGUCGUUCACACGUACAAAUUUAGCAGUGCCGCGCGAUGUGUGAAAUUCAGUCCGGAUGGAGCAUUCUUCGCCAUAGCCAAAGAGAACAUGGUGUUCGUUUUUCAGACACCCGGUGAGAUAACGGGCGAAUAUAACAGCUUUGUGCUGCGCCGGUAUUUCUUUGGUGCUCAUGACGAUGUUAUGUGGAUUGAUUGGUCGUGCAAUUCCAAAGUGCUAAUCGUCGGAUCCAGGGACAAUUCCAUCAAGGUCUAUUCGAUUGAAUUGUACGAGAACUUUCGACCGUAUCUGCUUGGUGGACAUACCGACUCAAUUGUUGGCUGCUUCUUCGAGGCGAACAGUUUGGAUGUGAACACGGUCAGCCGGAAUGGACAGCUGUGCAUCUGGGAGUGUAGCGUAAAGGUGGAGGAACUGAUUGUCAGAGGAGACAAUGUAGAGCCGGAGGAAACUAGCAGUAAAAAGGGUAAAAUUAAGGAAGACGACGAUGACGAUGACAUUGAUACCGAAAAGACACUGGAGAAGACGCACAAAGAAUUGGAGAAGAGCCUGAAGAAUGCUCAGUUCAUUGAGGGUGUUAAUGAGUUCGAAACGCGUGACCAGCAGGGAAAACUAGUGGAAAAACCUCGACAUCCAUUCUACUACAAAAGGAUAGCGCGACACUAUUUGCUGGACGAAAUCAAAAAGGAAAACCGAAAAGCCACCCUAACAGCAGCCACUUACCAUAAAAAAACAAAGCUGCUCGUCACGGCAUACUCGACGGGCGCAUUUUAUUUGCAUGAAUUGCCGGACGUGAGUCUCAUCCAUUCACUGAGCAUCUCCGAAUAUGCCAUCGAUACCGCCUAUUUCAAUCCGACUGGCGAUUGGAUUGCGUUGGGCGCGGCUGGUCUUGGUCAACUGUUGGUCUGGGAGUGGCAAAGUGAACAGUACGUGAUGAAGCAGCAAGGUCAUGCCAGCGAAAUGAGUUGCAUUGCCUAUUCGUCUGACGGUCAGUACAUUGUGACCGGUGGUGAGGAUGCAAAGGUGAAAUUGUGGAAUGUGUCCAGCGGAUUCUGUUUCGUCACCUUUCACGAACACACCAGUGCAGUGACUGCCGUCGAAUUCAGCAACAGCAAAAGAUGUGUACUGAGUGCAUCAUUGGACGGCACGGUCCGAGCCUACGAUAUUUUACGUUAUCGCAAUUUCCGAACAUUCACCUCGCCCCGCCUAGUUCAAUUCUGUUCCGUUGCUGUUGAUUAUUCGGGAGAAUUUGUGGUAGCUGGUGCUCAAGAUGUGUUUGAAGUCUAUUUGUGGUCGAUGAAGUUCGGUCGACUGUUGGAGAUUUUGAGCGGACACGAGGGUCCCGUUACAUCGCUACAAUUCUCACCGACUUUGGCGUCGACAACACUAGUAUCCGGUUCAUGGGAUAAGUCGAUUAAAAUUUGGAAUUGCGUAGAAUCGUCGGCCGAUCAUGAAACGAUCGACAUAUCGGCGGAUGUUACGGCCAUCGCAUUCAAGCCAAAUGGAGAAGAGAUUGCUGUCGCCGCAAUAAACGGAAACAUUCAAAUGUUUAACGUAAAAACUUCACAGCAAGUUGGCAGCAUCGAAGGAAGAAAUGACUUGGGCAGUGGAGUGUCGAAGACGGAUCUUAUAACAGCUAAGAAAAACCUGCAAGGAAAAUACUUCUCGACAAUUGCAUACUCCGCUGAUGGUUCAUCGUUACUAGCCGCUGGUCGGUCGAAAAACGUUUGCAUUUACAAUGUCAAAGAUGGCAUUCUACUGAAGAAGUUCGAAGUGACGCAGAACCGGAGCCUUGACGCAUUGGACGACUUCAUAAACCGGCGAAAUAUCACGGAAUUCGGUAAUAUGGCGUUGGUGGAGAAGCGCGAAGCUUUAGAGGGUGGAAAUGUGAACAUUCGAUUGCCUGGCGUGCAGAAAGGUGACAUGGCUAGUCGAAAUUAUAAGCCUGAAAUCCGAGUAUUUUCGGUGAGAUUUUCGCCGACAGCACAAUCCUGGGCAGCUGCUACCACAGAAGGGUUGCUUAUCUAUGCGUUGGACAAAGGUGUCGUCUUUGAUCCAUUUAAUUUAUCGCUCGAAGUAACACCGAAAGCAACGAGAGACUGUCUGAAGAACGGUGAAUCUUCGACGGCCUUGAUUAUGGCGUUGAAGUUGAACGAGGCCAGUUUGGUGCAAGAAAUUAUUGAAAAGAUUCCGCACAAAGACGUGGAACUCAUCGUACGCUCGCUACCAGACGCAUAUGCCGAACGUACCCUCCAAUUCAUUGCAAAGUACCUAAACACCAGCCAUCACGUUGAAUUCUACUUGAAUUGGGCCUGUUCCAUCCUGACAUUCCAUGGACCGAAAGAGAACAUCUUGUCGCAUCAAUCGUUGUUGACGCUGCACCAGAGUCUCAGCCGUAAGUAUGAGUUGCUGAGCAAGGUGUGCGAUUUCAAUAAGUACACCAUGCAAGUCCUGAUGAAUAUGUCGAAUGAGGUUCCAGAACGUGUGGCCGAUGGUGGUGAAGAGAGUGACGAUGAGAAUUUGAUUUUAAUUCGAUCGAAUGGAAACGGUGGUGUGGGGGAUAGUGAUGAUGGUGAUGAAAUGGAGGAAGGAUCGUCAAGUAGUGACGAAGGCGAAGACUAAUGUUUUGGAUUUGAUUGUUGUUGUUAUAUUGUAAUGAAAUAAAACUGAUGAAUAAAUUCGAAA
Molecule: messenger RNA, 3064 nt
Organism: Bradysia coprophila
Lineage: Eukaryota; Metazoa; Arthropoda; Insecta; Diptera; Sciaridae
Product: periodic tryptophan protein 2 homolog
Biological process (GO): maturation of SSU-rRNA from tricistronic rRNA transcript (SSU-rRNA, 5.8S rRNA, LSU-rRNA); ribosomal small subunit assembly
Cellular component (GO): Pwp2p-containing subcomplex of 90S preribosome; small-subunit processome
Molecular function (GO): protein binding
Source: RefSeq, a predicted model, not a curated record